This is a messenger RNA of Phytophthora nicotianae INRA-310, 458 nucleotides long. RefSeq lists its product as hypothetical. The record is from RefSeq and is a predicted model, not a curated record. NCBI's taxonomy places the organism in Eukaryota, Oomycota, Peronosporomycetes, Peronosporales, Peronosporaceae. The transcript has a single exon. The coding region runs from base 48 to 179 and encodes 43 amino acids.
GUUAUGUUUGGCGCACGCGAAAGAAAUUUUUAUCAGGUGGCCGUUCCAUGCGCGAUCCGAGCGCUGUGAGCCACAAAAAGGCGCAGCUGCGAGCUGGAUUCAAAUUGAUGCAAGUUGGCACACUGUACCACCAUCGAUUCUACAUGUACCGGUGCACGAAAAUAUGGUCACCGAAGUGAUCAACGUGCUCGAGACUUUCUCAAGGAGUAAUCGCGACGUUGGCUCUGCAUUCACUUUGCCGCUCUCUGCCUGAUUCUCUGUCCAACGGCCAAGACAAAUUUGCCUUCGCCAGAGCAGCUUUCGGCAAACGUUCGCAUCAAUAUUUGCAGGAAAGAGAAAACCGCUGACACGUCACGUUGCCAUGAAACGCUGAGCAAAGUUGUUAGGAACGCGUUGCAGCCUUCAUUGCCACCACCAAAUUUGUAUGCGUCAAAUAAAUAGCGUUUGCCGAGUGUAUA